This is a messenger RNA of Pocillopora meandrina, 2744 nucleotides long. The record is from the annotation of a GenBank genome assembly. NCBI's taxonomy places the organism in Eukaryota, Metazoa, Cnidaria, Anthozoa, Scleractinia, Pocilloporidae.
AUGGCAGAAAGACGAGUAAACGAUCGCGGACAAAAUCAAGAUGAUAAUGCGGUUCCAGCGGCAAUUAGAAAUAGUAACAUGUCCGAAGAAUGCAUCGUACUGCUGGAGGAAUUGAUCCGCAGCAACCGGGCUCUGGCGAGCGAAAAUGAAAAGCUGCGGCAGCAGCAAGAGCGCAGCAACAAAUCAAACUUAGAGGCUCUUCAGCGGAUUGAGAACCGUCUUGAAACUGGUGAUAAUGGAGCCAAAGUCCGUCGGCGCCAAAAUAGACAGAAGCGAAGGACGAUAGUAGUUCCACCAGCUUGUCGAGUGAGUAGAAAAACGUAACUGAUGAGCAUAAAUAAUGUGAUAUAUGUUCAUGAUUUGCUGAAUUCAGUUCUGUUUCGUGGAAGAUUUGCUUUUAUGUUGAGUACGUGUUUGGUGCGCAAAUUAUAUGCAUAACUCAAUUAUUUAGGCGGUAAUCAUUUGGCAUAAUUAUGUGUGGUUACAUUUACUUGAUAAUAACCUUUACCAUAAACAGGUCUACCAGAAAGGUUUUUUCCUCCCUGUUCUUUCAACGAGAAUAAUCCAGUACGAAAAUUCAUGUUAUUAUCUUUUCUCUUGAACCCUUUUGACUUUCCCUGUUUUAAUCACACAGAUGGGUAAGGUUAAUUGUACUUGUGUAAAAAGCGUGGAAGUAGAAAUAGGGGAAAGGUGACAAAUUGAUUGUUGAAAUUAUUUCAAUCUUUUAGAGAGCCGUGAGAAGGAUAUAUAGACUUCUUUUAAAAAAAGACGACUUUGGUGGAAUUUAUCUUGACGAAGAGUGAGUAACAUGUUAUUAUAUUCAAAGAUAUUUUACUUUAUAUUGAUUAAACCGUGAAAUCAGAGUCUAAGCAUGUGAAUACCUUAUUGUUGUUGCUUUUGUCUAAGUGUUAAUACUGUUAAAACAGAAUACUUGGCUUAAUCACGGUGUUUGUUCUUGUCUCAGAGUAAAUUCUGAUAACAACUAUGGAAUUUUUGAGCGCACAGUAGAGCAGGUUGUACAUCAACAGGGAGGACCUGAAAAGUGUCCCUGGACAAAGGAUAUCAUUGAAGGUAGCUAUCAAUAAUCAUAGCACAUGCAUUUCACUUUCAUUGGGGUGUCAUUAUGAUUUUUUUGCAGGUGGGCAUAAGAAUUUGGCACUUAAGCGUAUUGAUGUAUAUCUCUUUUAUAACAAGUUGAGUUUCACUGAAGGCCUUGGCUUAAAAACAUCCAGACAAAAUCGUGCUCACAAUUGGUCAAUUUGUCUAUAGCCCAGUCCUUAAAGAUACCCCUGCUUUUAGUCUGUACCAUCAGUUAGUGUCUUUAACCACUUUUCCCUCAACAAAAAUUUCAUCAUAGAACUAGCAUUCAGUAACACAGUUAGAUAUCAUGCAACUUCUAAUGAGCACCCUCAUUAUAUGUUUCAAAUUUAGGACAAGAGGAAGGGUAUAUUUUUAAUUUUUUCCCAAUUUGCAUAAUAACUUUCUCAAAUGUUGCAGAAAUUUAAAAUGUUGCAAACUAGAACUUUCAGGUUAAUUUCUUGUCUCUGAAACAUUAAGUUCAGUGUAAAUCCUCAACAAAGCUUACUUCACACCUUAGCAAUGAAUCACCAAGGACAUACUGCAAAUUUAUAUAACUUGGCAAAUAUUCCUAUGCGGCCAGCCAUAAAUGAUUAUAAAUUUGAACAUUGUCAUUUAUUUAUAUGGGAAUCUUUUUAUAAUCAACUUCUCAUGGCAUUUUGAUAAUUAUUUCUUUGAACAGCUGCUUUACAAAGAUAUUUUAAAACGUGCCUAGAAACACAUAAGCUGAAGAGCAGUAAUCGCUAUGAGGCACAUAAACAAAAAACAAGAAAGAGUGGUCGCCAAAGAGAGGUAUUUAUUGGGAUACUAUUUUAACAUUUUACUUUUCAUAUACCCUGCUGUUCACAAACGACAGGGUCUGACAGAUGUUCAGUGUUACCAGUGCACCAUUGAGUACAUUGAUCAAUAGGAGGGAAGAUGUUUCCCACUGAAUGCAUUUUUUUUGCCACUUCAAAAUUGGAUGGCUUUGCAUAUAGACACUUUUAAGGGACUGUGUCCUGUCAAAAUUGUUUUGUGCCUAUGAGAGCAAUUGUUAAAUGAAUUAUGUAUUCUGGUCUGUAUCUAGAGCCUCCCUUACAAAGAAAAUCUUUGUAAAGUAAAUUUGGUAAUUGUAUAAUAUUAUUUUAAAGAUGGAUCUGUAGUUGAGGAAAAGAAUGAAAAAUAUCAAGAUGUGAUUUGAGAUCAAUGAUAGCUUGUAUGGACCAUUUGAUGAAAAAUAAAGGACAAGGAGACUCUAUAGUAUAACAUGCUUAAGAAUUCCAUUCUUACACUGUGUGCACAUGCACAUCAAGAGAAAUUAGUAAUUUGGAUCAUAUUUUCCAUUUGAGGUCUUAUAAUACCCCUCUCAUGCUUGUUGUAUAUUUUUGUUUUUUCAGAAGUUAAUGAGACGAACUACAGCCCUGGAGCUGGUCAACUGGGCUGACCAGCAUGAAAAGGGGAGAGUGGCGGAGGUUCUUGUGAUGGAGGCGAUGAGCAGUGAAGAAAGCUGUUACGAGGAUAAUGAUAUAAAUAACUCAAAAUUAACAAAAUACUCUGUCCAUCGCCUUCAAUGGGAGAGUAGAAGAAUGAAAAAAUUUAAAAAAAACUUGAUAAGGCCUAUAAGAAAAAACUCACUUCAAGAGCUAAGGAGAGAAUACUACCCAGAGUUGAUGGGCAACCUUCUCUGA